AUGCGUCGGUCUACCUCCCGGAGGUGUUUCCUCAGUGACCUUGGAUCAUUCUUUAUUAAUCGUUCAAUUAGCACGUCCCUCAUCGAUAUUGCCCCGGAAGUUCAGGAAGUAUUGCGGGAAGCACCGCAAUCGCUAGUGGCACUAGAAUCAACCAUCAUAACCCACGGUAUGCCGUAUCCACAAAAUCUAGAGACGGCGCUAGAGGUAGAACAAAUUGUGCGCCAGGAGGGUGCCGUUCCAGCAACGAUCGCUAUUGUGGGAGGCCGCAUAAAAGUGGGUCUCGGAGCGGAUCAGCUGCGGUUGUUGGCAAGGACAGAUAAAAGUGAAUGCUUGAAAACUUCUCGGCGCGACAUGGCGUAUGUCCUAGCGACGGGCCGGCAUGGGGGAACGACGGUGGCCGGUACGCUGCUCGUAGCUGAGGCCGUCGGAAUACGGAUCUUUGCAACCGGUGGUAUCGGUGGUGUGCACCGCGAGGGUGAGCGGACGAUGGACAUUUCGGCGGAUCUCGUCGAGCUUGGCCGGUGCCCGGUGGCGGUUGUUUCGAGUGGCGUGAAAUCGAUCCUGGACAUCCCGAGAACAUUGGAAUAUUUGGAAACACAGGGGGUGUGCGUGGCAACGUUCGGGUGCCGUAAUUGUGACUUCCCAGCAUUCUACACUCGGACCAGCGGGUCCAAGGCUCCGUACAACCUGGCCGACGCAGCCGAGGCCGCGAAAGUGCUGCACAUCAACGGGCAGCUUGGUGUGCGCUCUGGCAUUCUGAUCGGUGUCCCGAUACCGGAACGCCAUGCCAUGAAUCGCACCCAAAUGGAGUCAGCGAUUGACCAGGCGCUGCAGGACGCCCAGCAGGGACAGGUUCAAGGGAAAGAAGUCACGCCGUUCAUAUUGGCAGCCGUUUCAAAAUUGACAAAAGGCAAAAGUCUCGAAGCCAAUAUGGCGUUGAUAAAAAACAACGCCAGUGUUGCGGCGCAAAUCGCAGUGGAACUAAGUCGGCUUGAAAACGGCUUAACGCACCGUCAUGCAGCCGGUGGCUCGCAAUCACCAGUCGUCAUCGGCGGCUCCGUGAUCGACGUCAGCAUGAACGUGAUGGAAGAUGACUUUAAGUUAAAAACGGCCACACGGCGCAAACAUCAAUGUGCGGCGCCCCCGCUAUCUUUAGGGUCCUAA
Anopheles bellator is the source of this 1164-nucleotide messenger RNA. RefSeq names its product pseudouridine-5'-phosphate glycosidase. Lineage: Eukaryota; Metazoa; Arthropoda; Insecta; Diptera; Culicidae. Bases 1 to 1164 code for a protein of 387 amino acids. The record is from RefSeq and is a predicted model, not a curated record. Gene Ontology annotation, molecular function: pseudouridylate synthase activity. The transcript is spliced from 7 exons.